Messenger RNA from Klebsormidium nitens, 704 nucleotides. The record is from the annotation of a GenBank genome assembly. Lineage: Eukaryota; Viridiplantae; Streptophyta; Klebsormidiophyceae; Klebsormidiales; Klebsormidiaceae.
GGGGCCUCCGAGUCCAAGUGAAAGGCAGAUUUUGCUGAUUGCCAGUGGCGCCUUCUGGUAAAGUCGAGGCAAUGGCGGGUAUCAGCAGAUGGGUCAAACCGGAGACGUACCCCCUUGCGGCUGCCAUGGGUGCUGCCAUAGGUCUGUGCGGUUUCAUGCUCCUCCGCAGUGCUCUUGCCAAUCCGGAUGUGAGGAUCAAUAAGGUGGAUCGUGCUGCCGGGGUUUUGGAGAACUUCGAAGAAGGCAAGAAGUUCAAGGAGCAUGCCGUUCGGAGAUGGUUAAAAGAGCAUCCUCCAAUGAUUAUGCCUGGUUUGAAUAGGUUAAUGUCUGACCCACCAAAGCCUUGAUUUUGGAAGGAAUAGGUCGGGUCAAACACACUAGUUAGGUGCCAUUGGCGGCAACUUUGAGAUGGUGUGCGUUGGGAUCACAGAUGCCCAUGCGUUUGAGUGAGGCGCUCAAAGAGAACAGAGAUUCGACGCCACCGAACUACUUAUAUAUAGGGAGGUGACACAAGUAGGCCUACUUUCCCAUGCUUUGAGCCUUUCAUGAUAAUUUGCUGCAGCAAAAAAGCGUGGAGAUGAAAAGAAGGUAAAAAGAAUGACAAGCCACACACUUUAACUUCAAUCGUUCAUAAAAAGCUCUGUAGAGAUUAAUUACUCGCGAGGAUUUGCCAAGCCAGUCGUCACGGUGUGGUAGAGAUUAAU